CAAUUGCGUAUGAAUUAAGUUGGUGGAUUGUUGCCUUCCGUCGUAUCACUUACAAGUGGAAGUGAACAGUGUAAAGUCUAAAAUCGAAUCAUCUUCUAAAUCGAAUGUCUCAACUGGUUAACGUGUGAAGUUUUCAAGCCGCUCACGUUGAAUAUGGUUCCGCUUGCUAGGCCUGUGAUUCUUCUAUUAUGUUUAAUCGUUCUAGUGGCUGUGGUGCGCUCCUGUGAAUUGGAUCAGACCCAUAAUGGAUGUCGCAUCGAAAAUAGGGGUUGCACGUGUGCAUUUGGAUGCAAAUCAGACUAUCGAUAUGCAACUCGGCAGGAAUGUGAGGAUGCUUUAAUGGGUACAUCCGACGACAUAUGCGGUAGACGACCGUGUCUGCAUGGUGGAUCAUGCAUACAAAUUUCACAGAAACCUGGAUAUAAAUGUCGAUGCGAGGGCACGGGAUUCUGGGGUAGUCGAUGCCAAAGACAAUGUCCAACAUCAGAAGAUCCACUGCCAGCACAACUUCCGUACGAGUGCAUUAUUAUUUAAGUGAUUCGAUCAGGUACAACUCCCCCAUUCAUCCGCUUUGCAUUUUCGAACCGGAUAACAUACGCGCGUACAGAGCCUACAUAUAAUUAAAACUUCCGCGCUUCUGCUAUCUCUAUCUUGCUGCCUCUGCACACAAUUCGCUGGCAUUAUGCGUAGUCAUUUCUACAUAUCUUGUAAUAUAUCAGUAAAUUGUAAUUAAAUUUUCAUGUAGGUCAUCGACCUGAUCUGAGUUUUGACGCGAUUGUAAAGCAACGAACAAAGUGGGAUGAUUUUCUUGUUGCAUUAUUUUUUUUUUCUCUCUAAUUAGGAAAUGUAAUUAUAUUAUUAUCUUAUGAAUAAAAACAGAUUUAUUUUUAGCAUA
Molecule: messenger RNA, 895 nt
Organism: Hermetia illucens (black soldier fly)
Lineage: Eukaryota; Metazoa; Arthropoda; Insecta; Diptera; Stratiomyidae
Product: neurogenic locus notch homolog protein 2-like
Exons: 4
Coding region: 154-534 (126 amino acids)
Source: RefSeq, a predicted model, not a curated record